CAGCUCAGUGUGUUUUGCUAAGGGGGGGGGAUCUGGUUCUGAACUUCUCCAGUGCUGUACCGUCUGAGAACACUGACCCGGUUCUGUUAGGGGAGUUGGAGGGUGUAACUGUCCGUGUUAGGGGGCUCGGACAGCGGGCUGCUGCGUUCACUGACCCGCUCUGAUUCUUACAGCCGCUGUUAGCCUGCGGAUGCUAACUGCAGCUAGCCUCCAGCGACCGACAGAAAGUCCUCCUCUGUUCCUCUAACUGACAGUUUCCCCCCCCACCGCGGCGGCACCGGCACCGGCACCGGCACCGGGAGGGAUGUGGAGGGUAACUUUACGGGCCUUCGCUGUUCUGCUGCUGGCCUGGUUCUUCGGGAACUUUGUUUUGGGUUGGUUUCAACAGAACACCGCGAAACCUCAAACGCAGCACGACGAGCGACCGAACCGCGGAGCUGCGGAGGACCAGAACCGGGACCAGAACCAGGACCAGGACCAGGACCAGAGCUGCUUCUGCCACCUGACCGGAGUCCUGGACGACUGCUUCUGUGAUGUGGAGAGCAUCGACGUCUUCAACAACUUCAAGCUUUACCCUCGAAUCAAGAAGCUGACGGAGAAAGACUACUUCAGAUACUACAGAGUGAAUCUGAAGCGACCGUGUCCCUUCUGGCCCGACGACGGACAUUGUGCCAUCAAGGACUGCCAUGUGGAGCCCUGUCCUGAGAGUAAGAUCCCAGUGGGCAUCAAGUCCGGGAACUACAACAAGUACUCCCAGGCAGCAAAUACGGUGUCGGACAUGACGGAGUGCGAACAGGCUAAAGAACUGGGCGCCAUCAACAGCACCCUGAGUAACCAGAGUAAACAGGCGUUCGCUGAUUGGGCGAGACACGACGACGCUCAGGACAACUUCUGCGAGCUGGAUGAUGAAACCUCUCCAGAUUCAGAGUACGUGGAUCUGCUGCUGAAUCCAGAGCGGUUCACUGGAUACAAGGGUCCUUCAGCCUGGAGAGUCUGGAACAGCAUCUACGAGGAAAACUGCUUCAAGCCCAGAUCAGUGUACCGACCUCUGAACCCUCUGGCUCCGAGCAGAGGAGACGACGACGGAGAGGGUUUCUACAAGUGGCUUGAAGGUUUGUGUUUAGAGAAGAGAGUUUUCUACCGACUCAUCUCAGGCCUCCACACCAGCAUCAACAUCCACCUGUGUGCCGAGUACCUGCUGGACGAGGGCUGGGGCCGGUCGGUCUGGGGUCCAAACGUUCAGGAGUUUCGGCAGCGCUUCGACACAGCGGAGACGAAGGGCGAGGGCACGCGGCGGCUGAAGAACCUUUACUUCCUGUAUCUGAUCGAGCUGCGGGCGCUCUACAAGGUGGCGCCGUACUUUGAACGGGCGUUCAUCAACCUGUACACUGGAAACUCACAGGAAGACGGAGCCACGAAGGACCUGCUGCUGCAGGUCUUCAAUGAGAUCAGAGCUUUCCCAAUGCACUUUGAUGAGAAGUCCAUGUUCGCCGGACACAAAAUUGAAGCCAAAACAUUAAAGGAGGAGUUUCGCCUCCAUUUUAAGAACAUCUCCAGGAUCAUGGACUGCGUCGGCUGCAGUAAAUGUCGACUGUGGGGGAAACUGCAGACUCAGGGUCUCGGUACGGCCCUGAAGAUCCUCUUCUCUGAGAGGGAGAUCCAGAACCUUCCUGAACACAGCCCCUCUAAAGGUUUCCAGCUGACUCGCCAGGAGAUUGUGGCCUUACUGAACGGCUUCAGCAGGUUGUCCACCAGUAUUCAUCAGCUCCACCACUUCCGCCUGCUGCUGAAGGACAACAGGUAACAGGAGGUGAUGCUCCACCCGGCCAGUAGGCGGCGCCAGCCCCCAGAGGACUGCAGUAGUCUCACCGCCCAGAAGAAGAAGAAGAAGAACUUUUUCAUGGACAUCAGGAUCAGCAGUGAACCUCUCUCUCUCUCUCUCUCUCUCUCUCUCCUCCCAUUAAUCUCUCUCUCUCCUCCUCCUCUGUCUGUUGUUGGUUUGUGACAGCCUGAAGGGAACAGGAAGUGAUGUCACAGACCACAGAUUAAACCGUGUUCAACAGGAAGUGAACGUUUUAAAUCUCUUCGUUCUCUUUCUUUCUCUCUCUCUCUUCCUUUCUUUGGCCCCGCCCUCGUGAACUGAGUCGGACCUUUAACGCCUCUUCUGUAGGGAAAGAACUCGAGUCGGGAGGAAACGCCGUGCGCGUCUGAAACCGCCAGGACGCAGCUUCCUGUUGGUUUAGUUUCCUCUCCUCUCCCACUUCCUGUUUUCGGUUUGUCGCUCAAAGCCUGAAGCUCUGGACCAAUCAGCUCCCGUUCACCAUCUCAGGCCUAACUUAUGUCAGCUCGAUAGAUGUGUGUGUGUGUGUGUGUGUGUGUGUGUGUGUGUGUGUGUGUGUGUGUGUGGAUCAACAGUUGCAGCUAUACAUUUAUGGACAAUGACUUGAUUCCCAUAGUUUAAUAUACGGUAGCAGAUUUUUGCUCAUUUUGCGAUAACUAAUGAUUGUCUGUCUGUCUGUCUGUCUGUCUGUCUGUCUGUCUGUCUGUCUGUCUGUCUGUCUGUUCAGUAAACUUGCUGCCUCCUCUUUCCAGGCACUCUUAGUUUUGCUUCAGCCACGUUGUCUUAAAGCACAACUUUAACAGAUUUAUAACGUUUAUUUAAAGAGGAGAACUUUGGGAGUUGUUUAGUUUCUCUUCAGGUUACGUCAGUAUUUUAUUUCCCGCUGUGAAACGGCGGCGUGAUGUUGGUUUGUGAUGGGACAAUGUGAGGGAACGAUUAAAGUCUGCUUUUAUUUUAUAGUUUUCUUAUUGUCAACAAGUCCCGUGUGAGUUAUUCUAGUUGUUUCAUUUUAAUUUAGUUUCUGUAAUAUAUAUUAUAUAUAUAUAAUAUAUAUAUAUUAUAAUAAUGCUGGGAUUUGUCAGAAUAAUACAAUACAAUACGACGGUUCUAGUUUUAGUUUCCCGCUUAUGUUUCACUAUAAUGAAUAAAUAUGUCGGUCCGUCAGCUCAAACCGCAUCAGUUCCUACUGAGGACGUAAACCUUUAAAAACAAUUAAAAUAUAUAGUUUCAUUCAUUAUAAAGCACAGUAGAUUUUAUUAAACCCGAGGAAAUGGUGCAUUUCAGGACGGUGUAGAAAGAAACUACAGUGUGUGAUUGAUAAUCAAUACAGUUGGGAUUUGUUGACUUUAAGAAAAACACCGAAUACAAGCAGACUAUUCCUCUAACGAGGCGUUCAAUGUCCUGAACGACAGGCGAACCAGCCGAUUCAAGUGAUUACGAACCCUGAGGAACGCCUGUUACGAUCAAUAACGAUCAAUAAGCAACGUCUAACAAGCAAAGGAAGUCAUUACACUGAACGCCACCUUCGUCUCGUCCCUGUGGCCAAUCACAGUUCAGCUGCUGGGGCAGGAAAUCCGAUAUUAUAUAUAUUAUAUAUUAUACAUCUUUAAAAUUCCACUUUUCCAGGAGCAAGUUGAGCCUUUGUGGCUGCAGGCGGCACCUUGUGGCCGCAGGAGGAACUGCAGGCGGAGAUAUUUAAUUUUGUCGUUCGGCUUUUUCAGCGUUUUUUCGUCAGAUUGCGACGGUUUGUUUUCGCUCAGCAGUAAAAGAAUGAAGUGGACCAAAGAAGUUGCCUACAUUUUAAUUUUGAUGUAUCUUUUUGUUUGUGAUGUCCAGGAAGUGUUUAUGUUGUAGUUCGGACACACGAUGAGUUAUGUUUAAAGCUGUUUUCUUGAGGGUCAGGCUGAUGUUUCACCUCUGUAUUCUGGAUGUUUAAGAGCUGAAUUAGGGUUUGAAAUAUAAAAUAUUAAAAGUAAAAUCUGCAGCUUCUGCUUGUUCCUGUCGUGUGCUUUAAUCCCGUUUAUCGCUUCUCUGUUGACGGGGAAUUAAUUACAAUUAAAGAUUAUAUCAACAGCUUCAAAUCACCUGUAGAAACUCUUGUCAGUCAGAUUCUUUCUCUUUUCUUACCCUCCGUUUUGGCUCUCAGGCUCAACCUGCAUCACAACAUGAAGGUUUGAUUAACAGAGCUCGUUAUCCUUCCUGCAGCCCCUUCACAGUAAAAGCCUUCCAGAGGAACUGCUUCAUAAUCACCUCCAAAUUACUGCUGGUCGUUACAUCAGAGUUGUUCCAAGAACGCACGCCGGUGCACCGAUUCAAUACUUCAUCUUUCAUGACCGGCCCUCGUAGUAAACUCUUGUAAAACAGUAAUUAUAUAUCUAUAAAUCUUUUGUUUUAAUGAAUCAGAAUCAGUCUUCAGCGAUAGGAAGAUGGAAAAGUCAUCAGUUAAUUAAUUUGAAUGUAAAUCCUUUAACAUGAAAUUGUUUAUUUAUUCACAUUUAUAUUGUCCGGUAAACUUUAAGUGAUAACACUCUGCACUUAACACUCUAUAGAAAUAAUAAAAAGAAUAAAUAGAGAGUAAAUUCCACAAUGUACCAAAGUAUAAAGAUGUUGAGACUUGGUGUCUGCUUUUAUUGUGAAGCAGCUGCAGGAAGUGUUAAUAUAAUAAUAACUCUGCGAUAAAGAGUACAACAAACAACGGCGGCGUUUAUGAGACAGGAAGAAUACGGAGGCCUAAAUGUGACAAAUUAAAAGCAUUUUUCAGUGAGUCAUCAACUUAUUAAAUAAUUAAAUCAGUUUUAUGCAUUUUAGUUGUAAAGGUGACCAUUAAAAUUUACAUUUAAAUGAUGCAAUUUAAGAAACUUAGUUUAAAUAAAAAUAGAAUAAGUUCUAAUAUUCUACCUUUGAAUGAUUAUUAAGGUUUCAACGUUAUUCUAUUGACAGAGUUGUAUAAUUAAAUUUAGAUUCAGUUUCCUUGUAAAAAAAAGAUUAAGUCAUCAAAAUUAAUUAAUUUGUGAUAUCAGAAAUACUUGCUUCAGUUAUCGAGUCGAGAGAGCGUCUGACUGAAAUGUUUCUUUAAAAGUUCAUUAAAUCUGGAAAUCUGUUUUUUUUAAAGAAACUUUUAGUGGCUGAAACAAAAACUAUAAACGGUGAAAUAAUUACAGUUUGAUAUGGAACAUAAUAAGAUUUAAUAUUGAAUGAUUUUGAAAAUAACUGAAAAAAUCCACUUUAAGUCUCAUUAAUUUAUUAAUCAUUUGAACACUUAAAUUAAAGUACACAUGUAAUAAUUACUGCAAUCUUGUGACUAUGGAAGCCCAUUUAGGCCAACUAACGUCUGUAAGUCAUAAUAAUGAGAACGUUUAUCAAAAUAAUGACUUUGUGAUAUUCAGUCAUUGUUUUGGCAGAAAUGUGCUUCCACAAAUUAAUUUACGACUUUUAGUUUUAAAAUUAUCACUGAAUUUGAAUAACUUAAAUAUUUUACUUUGAAAACCAUCUAUUAUAAUUUAUGUGGAUUUCCUUUUUUUUGUUUUGUGAUUUCAAAUUUUAUUGAAUUUUUUUUCUCUGUUGAAGUUUCUCAGAUGUCAAAAUUUAAGAGAAAAAUGAAAAAUGAAGUUGCUGUGAUCAGAUUGAUCAGAUUCAUCAGUUAAAGGUGUUCAGUUGUUUAUCAAAUGCAAACGUUAAUAAUAAAUUAUCAGUUUUAAUUAAUUCAGUGUCACCUUCCAGCCUCCAUAACAGAGUUUGGGUGAAGUCUAUUUCUCCUCUGAGCCUUGCAUGUCCUCCGUACCACCUUACAACUAAAUCGCUAUUUUGGAAAAAGACCACAAAAAAACCUGCUUCAGAUCUUCAUGUUGAAUCGAAACAAGUUUUCUUUCUGUUGAUCUCUGAAUAAAUAAAUCUAUAGAGUUCCUGUUGACUAUAUUUAUUUGAAAAGAUGAAUAAAUAUUUCUGGAUAUCA
This is a messenger RNA of Dicentrarchus labrax (European seabass), 5792 nucleotides long. It is a transcript of the gene ero1b, whose product is annotated as endoplasmic reticulum oxidoreductase 1 beta. Gene Ontology annotation, cellular component: endoplasmic reticulum; endoplasmic reticulum membrane. NCBI's taxonomy places the organism in Eukaryota, Metazoa, Chordata, Actinopteri, Moronidae. The record is from RefSeq and is a predicted model, not a curated record. The coding region runs from base 305 to 1804 and encodes 499 amino acids. Gene Ontology annotation, biological process: protein folding in endoplasmic reticulum. Gene Ontology annotation, molecular function: FAD binding; thiol oxidase activity; protein-disulfide reductase activity. The transcript is spliced from 16 exons.